Molecule: messenger RNA, 5594 nt
Organism: Oryctolagus cuniculus (rabbit)
Lineage: Eukaryota; Metazoa; Chordata; Mammalia; Lagomorpha; Leporidae
Gene: SLC23A1
Product: solute carrier family 23 member 1
Biological process (GO): transmembrane transport
Cellular component (GO): membrane
Molecular function (GO): transmembrane transporter activity
Source: RefSeq, a predicted model, not a curated record
CAGGAGCCGUGAGGGACAGAAGAGGACAGACAGAGCAAGGGCUGGUGGCCGGACGGACUCGGGGCCGUGGCAUGAAGCUGCUGCCCAGCUGGAGAGCGGUGCUGGCCGGGGGUCCCGAGGGCAGGGCCUGGCCAUGGGCACAGCGACCCAGAAGAGCCCCUCCGAGCAGUGCUCCAAACAUGAGCGCCCAGCAGGACGCCGCGGGUCAGCCACAGCAUGCGGCCCGGGGCUCAGCAGAGGCUCCCCCAGCGGACCCCCAGGUGUCCCUGCCCACACAGCCCAAGUUUGACAUGUUGUACAAGAUUGAGGACACGCCGCCUUGGUACCUGUGCAUUCUUCUAGGCUUCCAGCAUUACCUGACAUGCUUCAGCGGCACCAUCGCCGUGCCCUUCCUCCUGGCCGAGGCACUGUGUGUGGGCCAGGACCAGUACAUGGUCAGUCAGCUCAUCGGCACCAUCUUCGUGUGCGUUGGCAUCACCACCCUCUUGCAGACCACGCUGGGAAUCCGGCUGCCACUGUUCCAGGCCAGUGCGUUUGCAUUUCUGGUUCCAGCCAAAGCCAUCCUCUCCCUGGAAAGAUGGAAGUGUCCCCCGGAAGAGGAGAUCUACGGUAACUGGAGUCUGCCUCUGAACACCUCCCAUAUCUGGCACCCACGGAUGCGAGAGAUCCAAGGUGCAAUCAUGGUGUCCAGUGUGGUGGAGGUGGUGAUCGGACUGCUGGGACUGCCUGGGGCCCUGCUCAGCUACAUCGGGCCUCUCACGGUCACCCCCACUGUCUCCCUCAUUGGCCUGUCAGUCUUCCAAACAGCCGGUGAACGGGCUGGCUCCCAUUGGGGCAUCUCAGCUUGCGCCAUUCUCCUGAUCGUCCUCUUCUCCCAGUACCUGCGCAACUUCGCGUUGCUGCUGCCCGUGUACCGCUGGGGCAAGGGCUUCACUCUCUUUCGCAUCCAGAUCUUCAAGAUGUUUCCUAUUGUGUUGGCCAUCAUGACGGUGUGGCUGCUUUGUUAUAUCCUCACCAUCACGAAUGUGCUGCCCAGAGACUCCACGGCCUAUGGCUUCCAGGCACGGACUGACGCCCGUGGGGAGAUCAUGGCUAUUGCACCCUGGAUCCGCCUCCCCUACCCUUGUCAGUGGGGCCUGCCCACAGUGACUGUGGCUGCUGUCUUGGGAAUGUUCAGUGCCACCUUGGCAGGCAUCAUCGAAUCCAUUGGAGAUUAUUACGCUUGCGCCCGGCUGGCUGGUGCGCCGCCCCCUCCGGUACAUGCCAUCAACAGGGGUAUCUUCACCGAAGGUGUCUGUUGCAUUAUCGCGGGGCUGCUGGGUACGGGCAAUGGGUCCACUUCGUCCAGCCCCAACAUCGGCGUCCUGGGGAUUACCAAGGUGGGCAGCCGGCGCGUGGUACAGUUCGGCGCUGGUAUCAUGCUGAUCCUGGGCAUCAUUGGCAAGUUCACGGCCCUCUUUGCCUCGCUCCCUGACCCCAUCCUGGGGGGUAUGUUCUGCACCCUCUUCGGCAUGAUUACCGCCGUGGGCCUGUCCAACCUGCAGUUCGUGGAUAUGAACUCCUCCCGCAACCUCUUCGUGCUCGGAUUUUCCAUCUUCUUCGGGCUCACACUGCCCAAUUACCUGGAUUCCAACCCCGGAGCCAUCAACACAGGCAUUACUGAAGUGGACCAGAUUCUUACUGUGCUGCUGACCACGGAGAUGUUUGUGGGCGGGAGCAUUGCUUUCAUACUGGACAACACGGUACCAGGGAGCCCAGAGGAACGAGGUCUGAUACAGUGGAAAGCUGGGGCCCAUGCCAACAGUGAGACGUCUGCCAGCCUCAAGAGCUAUGACUUCCCCAUUGGGAUGGGCACAGUAAAAAGGAUUGCUUUUCUGAGAUACAUUCCUAUCUGCCCAGUCUUCAAAGGAUUUUCUCCAAGGUCAAAAGAUCAACAUUCAGUUCCAGAAGAUACUCCCAGAAACACAGAAAGUGGGUCUGUGUGCACCAAGGUCUGAAACACUACUUCCAGGAAAGGAAGCAUGAUAUGUCACAGGAAAAGCAAAGAACAAGGGGAGCUAGAAGACAUUAAGACUGAAAUCCCCGCUCUCCUCUAGCUUCCUGUGUAAGCUGGGAUAAAUCAGUCUUUUUUUCUGUAAGUUAAGGAAAAAAAGAGAGUGAUGAAUGGCCUAAUAAUAGUGUGUCAAAGAGCCUCUAGAGACUUGUAUCAUUAUUCUGUGUCUCUGAACCUUUACUUUCCUAAGCAGAAAUGUCAGUAUACAGGAAGAGGAGCUGGAAAUUCCCCUUUAGUACAUUUGGAUUCCAAGUUGGUAAAGCUAAAAUGUAGGGAUGCUGGCAGGCUUUUCAAUGGGACUAGACUCCUAUAUUGCUUAGUUUAAGACCAAAGCAUAUUCAAACAUUUUGGAGCAAUUAUUUUUAGUUUCAUAAUUUAUACACAACAAUUUCCUUGGACAGGAUAUAGUCUUCCUUCCCCCAAGGGAAAUAUAUCUGUAUUUUAAAACUGUAAGGUUUAAAUUAAAAUGCAGUAUUCUUCAAUGUACAAACUUGGCAGCUGAACAAGAAUGAGAAUGAAUUAAAGUAAUCUAAAAUAGUCUGAGAAGAAAUCAGUUUUUGCAUUAUGGAAUUACACUGACUCUAAACAUUAAGUCUAGCAAAGAGCUUUAUUCCUUUAGAGCUAUCAACAUGAUUUCUAACAUGGGUACUCAGAUCAUACUGUCAUUUAUUCCAGCCAAGGCCCUGCCGCAGUGUAAAUCCCAGUGUUCUUAAUAUCGUCCUUUAGAAGAAGGAUUUACCCUACAGGGUAGGCUGACUGUCUGAUAUCUCUGGAGUGCUACUAAAAACUCAACAGGCCGAGCACACUGACCCUGAUACAGGACUGAGGAACUGACUUUUGUUUUUAAUGCCUAACAGAUAAAUAUGAUGUAUAGAUUAGGAAACCACUGCACAGUGAACAGAAGAAAUAACAAAAUACAGUUCAGAGUCCACUGGGUAAAUUCCAGAAAGCUAUUCUGUAUAAGCAACUACAGAUUGUAAAAAGAGACAGAAAGGUUAAUAUUUGGAUUUGAUUUCACAAAAUUAUUUAAUGUUAAUUUCAGAGAUCAAAUCAUCAGAUACCAUUCUAUUUUAGUGCUAAUGUUUAGAUAUCACAAUUCCAAAUACUUUUACUGCAAAUAUAUUGUCAGCGAUGAGACACUAAGAGUAACUUAAAAUGCAAAUCUAAGUGUGAUCAUCUUCUGAGAAGAGCUUGUAAAAUUCCUUAUUAAAUCACAGUUCUAACUGUGUGCUCAGUGAAAACUCCAUCACGAAAAGAUCUCUAAAAUUACACCUUCCAAAUAAAAUUGUGAAAUAUCACCAAAUUUUUAAGAUAAGAUGAAAACUUCUCCAUCAAGCUACUUUUGUAUAGGCAAGUCACAUGGUAAUAUUAUUUUUCCUUUGACUAACUUUUAAGACAUUUUAAUAUCCUAGGGCAACAUCAUGACUACAAAGAGCUGUCUAGCAGUCUGUUAAUGGUCUAAGGCUAGCUGCACCGUGUUGCCAGAAGUCACUCCAUGUCACAAGUGAAACUGGGAGGCCCUUGCUUCCACUCUAAGAAGUAGCGCAGUUUCUGAAGGGGAAAGAGGCAGAACUCUUCUUACAGAGAUGGUGGCUGGCUUUUCCACUUAUGGUAAAGAUGAACUAGGAUCUAAAAAGAUGAAAAAUAACUUUUUACCACAAGAUCUUCCAGAGAAGAGCCAUCACUGAUAACAAGGUCAUUAAACUGGUCUUGGAUUUGGUCCAUAGUCUGUGGGAGAUCUCGAGCUGGAAUAAACCACUCAUGCUCUUCUUCUUCUUCCAGCAUUUCUUGGAAACAGCGUUCAAUAAAUUCUUCUUCCCAUAACUCCUCUUCUAUCUAAAUUUAUAAUAAAUUAAGGAUAAUUUAUAGCACAUACGGUAGAAUAUUUCUAGAAAAAGCUUAAAAUAUUUUGAACUAAGCCAUUUAAAAACACAAUGUCAUACUUUCUCCUCUGCUUCUGUGCUAAGGGGAAAAAUACUUACCAUUAAGACCCAGAAGAUCUAUUGAGGGUUUUUUCCAUGUCUUUAUUUAGAUAAGAAGUUUCUUUUAUUCACUGAUGGUGGCAAAGAAUGAGUAACAAAUAAAAGAAUGCUUGAAGGAAUGUGUAUUUGACUUAUCUGUAAUAAUUUGAUACUUAAAACUAGGUGGGCAUGUAUUAGAGAGCCGUAAAUACACUGGGAGUAUUAGAGUACACAGGUUUGAGUCCUGACAACCCUCUCCAGUUCAGCUUCUUGCUAAUGAAGACCCUGAGAAGUAGCAGGUGAUGGCUCAAGUAGUUGGUUCCCUGCCACUCACAUGGGAGUCUCAGAUUGAGUUCCUGGCUCCUGGCUUUGGCUUGGCCCAAGCCCAGCUGUUACGGGCAUUUAGGGAGCGAAAUGGCAGAUGGGAGAUUUCUCCUUUUGUCCCUCUGCCUUACAAAUAAAUAAAAUUUAAAAACUACACAAUCCCUAAUACCAAACCCAAUAGUAACCAAAACCAAAAUUUCUAAGGGAUAGAGUCAAAGCAUGCUUUUUUUCUUUUUAUUUAUUUGAAAGGCAUGUGUGUGCAUGUGUACACACACACACACACACACACACACACACAGAUCUUUCAUGUGCUGGUUCAUUUCCCAAAUGUCUGCAACAGGUGGGGCUGGGUCAGGCCAAGUUAGAAGCUUGGAACUCAAUCUGGGUCUUCCACAUGGUGGCAACGAAACAAAUACUUGAGCCACCAUUUGCUGCCUCCCAGAGUGCACAUUAGCAGAAAACUGGAAUUAAAAGUGAAGCUGGAACUAGAACCCGGGCACUCUGCUACACCAAAUACUCAUUCCUGGCUAAUCAAUCAAACAAAAACCCACAACUGAUUCUCACUGAAAUAAGACUGUUUGGGGGUCAGCACUGUGGCACAGCAGGUUAAGCUGCCCACUGUGAUGCCAACAUCCCAUAUGAGCACCAGUUUGAGUCCCAGCUGCUCUUUCAGUUCAGCUCCCUGCCAAUACACCUGACAAAGCAGUGAAAAUGGCCCAAGACCUUGGCCUCCUGCCAACCACAUGGGAGACCUAGAUGAAGUUCCUGGCUUCUGGCUUCAGCAUGUCCCAACCCCAGGCAUUGCAGGCAUUAAGGAGUGAAACAGCAGAUCUAAGAUUUUCUCUCUCUCUGUGACUCUGCCUUUCAAAUAAAUAAACAAAUCUUAAGGAAAAAAAGACAACCAUUUUACUUUUGAAUAUCUAACAUUGGACAUGGAGAAAUCAAGCUGGCUUCUGAUUACCAAAGCCAUGAUAAGGGAGAAAUUAUAAGAUGGGAACAGAUGCCAGAGACAUUAAAGAGAAUAUCUGCCACUGUAUGAGAGUUGACAGAUUUCCGAGAGUAAAAUACACUGAUGAUGUCAGGCGAAACACAGCUUAACUGCACCGGGAGAUCUGUUGUCUCCUGAUUCCUGAAUUCUCUUGAUUGGCAUUACAAUACAGUAAUCUGAUUGGUACAAGGCAGUGGUUUCCAAACCUGAAUGCUGACUGGAACCAGCUGGGAGGUUUUUUUGUUUUGUUUUGUUUUGUUUUUUUGAC